Dromiciops gliroides (monito del monte) is the source of this 2406-nucleotide messenger RNA. It is a transcript of the gene GAL3ST2, whose product is annotated as galactose-3-O-sulfotransferase 2. The coding region runs from base 1 to 1443 and encodes 480 amino acids. The transcript has 6 exons. NCBI's taxonomy places the organism in Eukaryota, Metazoa, Chordata, Mammalia, Microbiotheria, Microbiotheriidae. Gene Ontology annotation, molecular function: galactosylceramide sulfotransferase activity. Gene Ontology annotation, biological process: glycoprotein biosynthetic process; glycolipid biosynthetic process. Gene Ontology annotation, cellular component: membrane. The record is from RefSeq and is a predicted model, not a curated record.
AUGGAAAGAAUGCUGCUGGACUUGGACUCAGAGGAAGAGCGGAAUAAGGAAAAAGUUCCGGCUUCGAGGUUUCGUGCAAAAUGGAAGAUGCGUCACCUUUUGGGCUUGAGCCACACCCCCCCCCCCCCCGAACCCGCCCCAGGCUGGCGAGCUCUAUCCUCCAAAGCCGGACAUCUAGGCGCAGUGUACUGGCGCUCCAGCCACAGGCUGUUUCGAACACAGGCACCUCUUUGUUCCCCUGGAGUCUCUUACUGCAGAAUGUCCUUGGGGCUGCUCCACGAAUGGAGGUACUUCCGUGUCAUCAUCAUCCUCUUGGUGCUUCUGACCCUUCUCUUGGGAAGCUUUCUCAGCACGCAAGUCAGCUUGCUCGUCCCCCUCUUCAGUAGCCAGGAAUCCUUCCCUCCUGUGACCAACAUCAUGUUCCUCAAGACUCACAAGACCGCCAGCAGCACCGUUAUGAACAUCCUCUACCGGUUCACAGAGAAGCGGAACCUCACGGUGGCCCUCCCUGCAGGGCAUCUUUUCCACCUGGGCUACCCUUGGUACUUUCUGACCAAGUAUGUGGAGGGAUUCAAAGCCUUGAAUGGGACCUUCAACAUCAUGUGCAAUCACCUGAGAUUUAACCCCACAGAGGUACAGAAAGUCAUGCCAAACAACACUUUCUACUUUUCCAUUUUGAGAAACCCAAUUUCCCAGCUGGAGUCCUCUUUCAUGUAUUACAAGACUUACACACCAGCUUUUCGGAAGACAAAGAGUCUGAAUGAGUUUUUGGCAUCUCCACUGAGGUACUACAAUAAAAGUCUAUCUAUAAAAAAUGUAUAUGCCAAGAAUAACAUGUGGUUUGACUUUGGCUAUGAUAACAACAGAGGGGGCCAGGGUUACGUGCAGGCUGUCAUUGGGGAGAUCCAACGUCAGUUCCAGCUGAUCCUGAUUUCUGAUUAUUUUGAUGAGUCCAUGGUGCUCCUGAGAAACAUGCUGCAUUGGGACCUGGAUGAUGUGGUCUAUUUCAAGCUGAACUCACGGAGUGAGAAUACGAUUCAGAACCUCACCAAGGAGAACCAGGAGAAAGUCAAGGAGUGGUGUGCUUUGGACUGGGCACUCUACCAGCAUUUCAACAGGACCUUCUGGCAGAAGAUCUGGGAGGUUGUCGGGCAGGAGAAGCUGCUGAAGGAGGUGGCUCUCUUGAGGGAAAGGCAGCGAGAGCUCAUGGACAUCUGUAUCCAGGAUGGGAAGCCCAAGAAUAAGACGCAAAUCAAAGACAUGAACCUCAGGCCCUACCAGUCUGGGGAGGCCAACAUCCUGGGCUACAAUCUCAAACAACAGUUAGACAAUGAGACCAUGACUAUGUGUCAGAGGAUGGUGAUGCCUGAGAUCCAGUACAUGGCCCACUUGUAUUCUCAGAGGUUCCCCACAAACCCCCCGAAGAAGAUCAGGCUGCAGUGAUGGUGGAAUGAUUGUCUCCAACUGGAAGCUCAAUGCUUAGGGGCUGAGUGCCCUGUCAGAUGGUGACCUCCAGAUUCCUGAAGGCUCAUCUAGAUCUGGUGUGGCUAGUAGAGAAUAGGCUUCAAGAAAGAGGGGGUACUGGGGACACUUUGGUCUAAAGAAUCUCUGGGAGGUAUGGGCAAUUCUUAACUCAGUACCUAGUUUUAUUUAAAAAAAAAAUCUACUGUGGAAUGUUGCCUUAAGAUAACAGGAUUAUUUUUCUUUGAGGGUGUGGGAGUGCAUAGAGGGGGUUGUAUUGGAGAAGAGGGAAAAGGAGGUUCUGUUUCACAGGUCACUGAUCUCAUGGCCUUCUCCUCCCAGUUGAACUUCUGCAUGGGAGCAUCCAAGUACAAAAUUCUAGGAGAUAUUUCCAGGAUGGUUACAGGUAGUGAGGGAGUAUCAUUAAAUCCCAAAGAUGAAUAUUCCCUAGCUAACAUGGAAGCAUCAGUUUGAUAGAUUCGAUGAUGGAAUUUUAAGUCUGAUUGAUUGUUUCCUACCAAUGCAGAUCCGCCAUUAUUCUGAAAUUCAGUCUUAGAAAGCUGCCUGGGGCAUUGAGAGGUUAGGUGAUUGGCUCAGGGUCCUACAGCCAAGAUGUGUCAGAGUCAGAACUUGAACUCAUGUUUUUCUGGACCUUAGGCCAACUUUCUAUGCACAACAUCACACUGAUUACUUAGAGGCUGGAAAAUAUAGAUAUGGUAACUUACUGCAUAAGACAUGUCCAGUUGAAAAGGAUUGUUAGCUCCAGGGAUUUUAGUUAGUCAUUCACUCAGUCAGCAAGCAUGUAGUGAGUGCUUACUAUGUGCCAAGAACUGUGGGGAUAGGAAGAAAGGCAACAAUAUGGUCUUGGGUCUUAAGGAACUCAUGUUCUAAUGGAUUCUAAUGUUAUGAGAAGCAAUGUUUUAAUUUAAAGAAUAAAUGGUUAAA